AUGUCGCAUGAGUCGGAAAACGAGAUGGAGGCGCGCCUCCGCGUGACACCUGGGACUGAGAUUCUAUUUGAUGGGGGCUCCGGUGAUGGCAUUCUCGCCGAUGGAUCUCAGUUGAAGCAUCGGACCAGCGGUGAUAAGCGUGUGCUGCUCGUCCCCCAACCUUCGACCAAUGACCCGAAUGACCCUUUAAACUGGACAACAUCAAAGAAGAGCGUCACUUUUUUCAAUGGCUGCUGGUAUGCAUUCAUGGGUGCUAUCACUGGCCCAAUCAUGGCAGCUGGCAUGAACCAGCUCUCCGUCAUUUUUGGCAAAACCACCCAGCAACUAUCCUAUGCGAAUGGCGCUUGUCUGAUCAACCAAGGCAUUUGGAACUGUGUCUGGAUGCCGUUUGCCGUCAAGUACGGUCGACGCCCUGUCUAUCUGGCCUCGACCUUUUUAAUGAUAUUGGCUUGUAUUUGGCUGGCCAUUGCGUCAAAUCAAAACUACACGACAUUCAUCGUCGGUCGUGCAUUUUUGGGUGCUUGGGAAGCCCCAAUUGAGUCGAUCGUGCCAUCUACAAUCACGGAUAUGUUUUUUCUCCAUAAUCGAGGAGAGUUGGUCUCUCUCUACGGAUUGGCGGUUCUGGGUGGCAACGAACUUGGCCCUAUGUUCUCGGGGUUUAUUGUUCAAGCAUUGGGGAUGAAUUGGGCCUUUUGGAUCGUCGCGAUGUUUAUUGCCGCGAAUCUGGUCUCUAUGUUCUUCUUCAUGCCCGAGACAAAGUUCAUUGGCAAUCGCCCCAGCAUUCCAGGGAUUAGAAACGUUCGUCCGGAUCCCCAAAGUCUAUCGCCAACAGGUCCCACAAGCGAGGGCUCAGUUAAAGAAGAAGAUCAUAUCUCAGUGAGCGAAUCGUUCACCUCUGUUCCGAAGAAAACAUGGUCACAGGAGCUCAAGUUCUGGAGCAAGGGUGAUCCAGAUGUGAAUUUAUUUCAUGUCUUCUUGCGCCCGUUUGUGCUCCUAGCUUAUCCGACUGUUGUGUGGUCAUGCUUUGUGUAUGGUCUGGCUCUGAGCUGGAACGUCAUUCUUGGUGCUAUCGUGGCACAAUUGUUCACGCCGCCUCCUUAUGGGUUCAACUCAAAUUCGCAGGGUCUCUUCUUCUUAUCCCCCUUUGUUGGCUCGCUGUUUGGAGUAUAUUUCUCUGGCCCAUGCGGCGACUGGAUUGCAAACUACUUCACUAAGCGCAACCACGGUAUCCGAGAGCCGGAGAUGCGUCUACCAAUUUGCUUAGUCGCAGCCUUUUUCACAUUUUUCGGUGCACUCUGGUUUGCUCUGUCUUACGAGCACCAGCUUCAUUGGGCCAUGCCAGUAGUUGGGGCUGGAAUUCUCUCUGUGGGAAGCCAAAUGGGAACGACACUCGGAAUGAACUACGCACUAGACUGUCACCAGGAGCUUUCCGUGGAGAUCAUGGUAACCAUCGCCGCUCUCAAAAGCAGUAUCGCCUGGAUCUGGACCUGGGUGAUCAACGAUUUCAUCACGGCAUGUGGUGUACUGUCUGUGUUCAUGACGGUCGCCGCCAUCAACGUGGCCAUUUACUUGACCUACCUUAUCUUCUUUUACAAGGGCAAGCAGAUCCGGCUGUGGAUCCAUCAAGCAAACCUCUUCCAAGCUGCGGGGCUCCAGUAG
Messenger RNA from Penicillium manginii, 1659 nucleotides. RefSeq lists its product as uncharacterized. NCBI's taxonomy places the organism in Eukaryota, Fungi, Ascomycota, Eurotiomycetes, Eurotiales, Aspergillaceae. Gene Ontology annotation, molecular function: transmembrane transporter activity. Bases 1 to 1659 code for a protein of 552 amino acids. The record is from RefSeq and is a predicted model, not a curated record. The transcript is spliced from 3 exons. Gene Ontology annotation, biological process: transmembrane transport.